CUCCUGGCCUUAAGCGAUUUUCUCGCCUCUGCCUCCCGAAGUGCUGGGAUCAGGAGCGCCCAGCCGGAUGCCUGCUUUUGAAAACGCACUCGGGCUGUCCCGGAAGUUGGCGCUGUCCUGGGUCAGGCCCCGGCCUGUCCUGCUCCUUGGUGCCAUGGUCCCACGCAGCGGCCCCAGGGAGGCCCUGCUGCUCCUCUGCGCGAUCUUCCUGCUGCUGCAGUUUGAUUUUAUCAGCUGUAAUCGCCUAAUUGUAUAUGGGGCUCUGAACGAGAAUGUAACUUUUGGACCGUCAAACUAUACAACAACUUUUCACGAGAUCCUGUGGAAAAAACAGAAGAAUAAAGUUGUAGAAUGGGAUGGUUCGAGCAAGACACCUUUCCCGCCUUUUGUGGGUAGAGUUGACUUAGACCAUGUAUCUGGCAACCUCACUAUCUUGAACUUAACAUUAUUAGAUGAAGAUGAGUAUGAAAUUGAAUCACCAAGUAUGGCAGAUACUGUCAAGUUCUUUCUUAAUGUGAUUGAGCACAUUCCAUCUCUUAAAUUAAAUUGUACCUUGAUUGAUGGAGAAAUUGUAGUCCAAUGCCUGAUCCCAGAGCAUUACAACAGCCAUAAAGAACUUUUAAAUUACUCGUGGUUUUGCCCUUGGGAACAAUGCAACAGUCACUCACACAGUGAACUAUCUUUUACUAUGGACAGAGAUCUCUCACAGCAAGUACAGUGUGUUGUUAGCAAUAAAGUAUCCGAAAGGAAGUCAGAGAUCGUUUUGGAAACCUGUAUCCCAAACACCGGUCAUCCAAGGCACAGGUAUCUAAUUACAGCAUCAGUAGUACUAGUGAUUGCAGUAAGUGCUGUGUUGUUUUUAAAGGUAUGUAUGCUUUUUUUAAAUUAGAUUUUUCAAUUAGUUUUCAAGCUUCAAUUGGUUUUUCAAAGGCAAGAAUAUAGUUUGAAAAUAAAAACAAAGUCUGAAAUUUUAGACAUUUGAAAAGAAGGAGAAACGUUUUUGUUUUACAUGUUGUUUGGGGUUGCUGAGUAUACCAGGUUUCUCCUAAGUUUCUGCAUUAUCUUAAGUGGAAUCCUUGGGCCACAGAGAACUUCACAGGCCUGGGAGCACAGCCUAAUUCUUUCAAGGCCUGUUCCAUAGCUGCCUUUUAUGGGUGGUACAUUUCUACAUAUUGUUAUAUUUCUUAGCUGCCACCUUUACAAUUUCUAUGUCUUAUAACGUAGGUGGGGCUCCCAGGUAGGAAAGGGGUUUUUUGUUGAGUUGAGUGACUUUGAAGUGGGUAACAGGUAUGCUAGCACUAUUUCUGGAGUCUUUCUUGGCCCCCCAGAGAUUCUGGGCCAGCCAUACAACU
Otolemur garnettii (small-eared galago) is the source of this 1352-nucleotide messenger RNA. It is a transcript of the gene CD58, whose product is annotated as CD58 molecule. The coding region runs from base 68 to 889 and encodes 273 amino acids. The record is from RefSeq and is a predicted model, not a curated record. The transcript is spliced from 4 exons. Gene Ontology annotation, molecular function: signaling receptor binding. Gene Ontology annotation, cellular component: cell surface. NCBI's taxonomy places the organism in Eukaryota, Metazoa, Chordata, Mammalia, Primates, Galagidae.